Spodoptera litura is the source of this 977-nucleotide messenger RNA. RefSeq names its product cuticular protein RR-2 motif 93 (gene CPR93). Gene Ontology annotation, cellular component: extracellular matrix. The record is from RefSeq and is a predicted model, not a curated record. Lineage: Eukaryota; Metazoa; Arthropoda; Insecta; Lepidoptera; Noctuidae.
CUAUCAUACCGAUACCAGUCAAGACAUUUGAGUCUAAAGCAAAAUGUUCUCCAAAGUAGUGCUCGCUUGUGCCUUGGUAGCGGUGUGCCAGGCUGGUUACAUCCACCAUGCGCCAGCUGUUUCCUCACAAAGCAUCGUCCGCCACGACCAGACCGUUCACCAUGAGGCUCCAGUACAUUACUCUGCUCCCGUAGUCCACGCUGCACCCAUCGCUCACGCUGCUCCCAUCGUCCACGCUGCUCCCGUCGUCCACGCGGCUCCCGCUAUCCACGCCGUCCACGCCGCUCCUUCCCACGAAGACCACUACGUCGAUGAAUACGCUCAUCCCAAAUACGGCUACUCCUACUCUGUCGAGGAUCCUCACACCGGUGACCACAAGUCCCAGCACGAGACUCGUGAUGGUGAUGUAGUUAAGGGAGAAUACUCUCUGCUGCAACCUGAUGGCUCUUUCCGCAAGGUCACCUACACCGCUGACCACCACAAUGGAUUUAACGCCAUCGUCCACAACACAGCGCCCGUCAUCCACCACCAUUAGAAGAAUAUUUGCCCAAUCUGUGAUAUUAGUGUUAAUGUGUUCUUGUAGUCGAGUGUGUAGCCUUCCAUCUGUUCUCAUUAAUGAUAUUUAGUAAUACACUACAGUGCAAUAGAACAGGGCCAGCGACAACAAGUAGGAUAAAUGUGUUUCAACAAACAUGAAUGAAGACUGAAUCGAUUUGUAUCACAUCACGACUAUGGAACAUUAAAACAUGAUUGCUUGUAAAUAGUUGUCGUUGAUACUGAAUUAAUAAGACUGUAGUCCUAAUUGAGUGUAAUGUAUCAAACAUAUUUCCUGUAAAUAGAAAUGCAUGUAGAGUUGAAUCUGUCUCAUGAAUGAUCUUCGUAGGUGUAUGUUAUCUACAUGUAUAUCGUUUUUCUGUCUGGUGUGGGCAAUACAUUGUAUAUAGCUUAGCUUUGUCCAAUAAAGAUGAUGAUAAUGU